Molecule: messenger RNA, 663 nt
Organism: Mesorhabditis belari
Lineage: Eukaryota; Metazoa; Nematoda; Chromadorea; Rhabditida; Rhabditidae
Source: the annotation of a GenBank genome assembly
AUGUCCGAAUUCGAGAAUUUGAGCUAUGAGGAAUUGAAAAAGAAACACGAAGCAGGAAACAAUGAGCCAGAGCUUUUGUGGAGACUUGCCGAAUCUUGCUACCGAAAGGCAAAUGCUCUCGAUGCAAAAGAUACGAAUGGAAAAAAGACUUUCAUUUUGGAGGGACGCGAAUUUGGACGCAAGGCCGUCGAGCAGUGUCCAGAGGGAAACAUUCAGGUAUUGAAAUGGGCGGCCAUUCUCACUGGCACCAGUACUGAUUAUUUGGGAACAAAAGAGCGAAUUGAACAGGCCUACGUUUUGAAGGGUCUUCUCGAUAAAGCUAUUGCCCUUAACGGAAACGACUCAACUCUUUUGCAUCUUCGUGGCCGUUACGCUUUUGGUAUCGCGAAUCUGAGUUGGCUUGAGAGAAAGGCUGCAUCCGCCUUUUUCGCCACUCCACCCGAAGCAACGAUUGAUGAGGCUCUUGCGGACUUUGUGGCUUGUCAUGCAAUUCGGCCUGAUUUCAUCGAGAACAAUGUUUAUGCAGCUCGUUGUCUCAUCUCGAAGAAAGAAUAUGAGAAAGCCGUCAACUUCAUGAAUGAAGCGCUUGCUUUGCCGGCAGAUGAUGAAAAUGAGAAAGCAUUGCAAGAAGAAGCUCGAGGUCUUAUCAAAAAGUAUGGAAAG